This is a messenger RNA of Linderina pennispora, 720 nucleotides long. Its product is annotated as alpha/beta-hydrolase. The transcript has 4 exons. Gene Ontology annotation, biological process: lipid metabolic process. The record is from RefSeq and is a predicted model, not a curated record. Lineage: Eukaryota; Fungi; Kickxellomycota; Kickxellomycetes; Kickxellales; Kickxellaceae. Bases 1 to 720 code for a protein of 239 amino acids.
AUGUCUCGGCCUGUAACUACAAACUACCUGUCCCACUAUGGCCAUUUUGCUAACGCCGCAUACCACCGCUUCGAGAGCUGGAGCGACUGUGCGCCAUGCCAGGAGUUCGACGAUAUUGCGCAGUUUAACCUGACCGCCGCCUGGUCGACGACGACAAUGCCGGCAUUCAGCCGCGGCUUUGUCGGCGUCCAUUCACAGCGCCAGGAGGUUGUGGUUGUCUAUCGCGGAACCACGCACCCAAUGGACGUGCUUGCGGAUUCGCAGGUGAUUCAGCCGCGAUACAUGGCGUCCCGGGAGAUUAUGAAAGAUGCGCUGGGCAAACUGGUGAUGGAGUAUCCCACGUACGAUGUCCACUUUGUGGGCCAUUCGCUGGGCGGUGCGCAGGCGACGCUGGCCUUUUUGGAAGCCGUCUCAGACACCUCGUCCUUUGGGGAUAUACGCCUGGUAACGUUCGGCGCGCCCCGGGUCGGCAAUGCCGUGUUUGCGCAGUACGCCAAUGCCCAGCUGUCGUCCAAGCACAGCGCGCUGCGAGUCACGCAUGAAAGCGAUAUCAUACCGCACUUGCCGUCGUCGCUGCUUCCCAAGCACUACAUGCACAGCGACCAAGAGACCCCGAGUGCGCUGCCAGCACAUUCCCGCUGCUCCGGAACCUGCACGACCACAUGCACUAUCCCCGGCCUGGCACUGACCGUCCCCGAAUACAUCAGACAGUCAGAAUGA